Molecule: messenger RNA, 1212 nt
Organism: Clunio marinus
Lineage: Eukaryota; Metazoa; Arthropoda; Insecta; Diptera; Chironomidae
Source: the annotation of a GenBank genome assembly
UUUUUCUUCAGUUCAGAUAUUUGCGUCUCAGAGUUUUGACGUUCGUUGGUGAAAAGAAGAGAAAUGAAGAAAGAAUUAAUUUUUUUAAUAUGUUCGGUUUCAGUUUUUGUUAAUUGUUCACCAGCAAAGCCACUUCAAAGCAUAAAAGAUAAGGAUUGCGCAAUAUUUGGUGGAAAGCAUUGCACAACUCCACCCGAUGUUGGUAUGAAGGUCGAAAACCUGUUGACUCAAUCCAAUAAGGAAAAGGACUUAUUGAUGCCGUAUGCUACACGCGAUCUCAUGAAAACGAAUAUAAGAUUAAAGAGACAUGUUCCAUAUUUCGAAAACAAAGCGAAGUUCACAAUAAUGUCUGAAAAUGAAAACUACGAUAAAAAUUAUGGAAAUGAUAAUCCAAUUGGAAAAUUUUAUGAUGGAUUAAAUCAAGGAUUAAACAACCAAGACAACUUAUCAUGGAAUGUUGAAAAUGAAAAUGAUGACUCUGACGAUGGUUUUUGGUAUAACGAUAUAAAAGCACCACAAUAUGAAAUGACUCGAAAGCUCAGUGAAACAAACGCAUUGAAUGAUUUCAUGCAGAAAUUGAAUCGAAGAACUUACGAAGAUAAGAAACCCUUCGACUACAAGAAAUUUUUCUUUUAUUAGUUACACUUAAAAAGCAUGUGUCAUUUCAUUCAUUAUAAUUCAUGUUAAUCAAAUGUAUCAAUCAAAUUUAUUCCAGUUCAAUCAGGGUGUAGCAAAAUUUUUAUUAAAAAUAAAGGAAUGUAUUCAUGUAGCUGUCUACAUAUUUAACGCCAAACGUACGAAGAAGGUUGGAAUCGUAGGUAAAUAUGGUACCCGUUAUGGUGCCUCACUCCGUAAAAUGGUGAAGAAGAUUGAAAUCUCCCAGCACGGAAAAUAUACCUGCACAUUUUGUGGUAAAGAUGCCAUGAAAAGAUCGUGUGUCGGAAUCUGGUCAUGCAAGAGAUGUAAGCGUGUUGUUGCUGGUGGUGCCUGGGUUUAUUCAACAACAGCUGCUGCUUCAGUGAGAUCUGCUGUUCGUCGUCUUCGCGAAAUGGCUUAAACAUCCUUAUUAUUACAAUCCUAUCAAAACAAGAAUAAAUGAAAGGAAUUAAAAACAAAAAUAAACAUUUCGCUAAGUGCAUCAAUCUGGAAGUUGAAAAUGUUUUGUUUAACUAUUUAAUAUUUCAGAUAAUUAAAAAGUCAAAAGAAUUCGUA